Drosophila gunungcola (fruit fly) is the source of this 768-nucleotide messenger RNA. RefSeq names its product thioredoxin-related transmembrane protein 1. The transcript has a single exon. Bases 82 to 768 code for a protein of 228 amino acids. The record is from RefSeq and is a predicted model, not a curated record. Lineage: Eukaryota; Metazoa; Arthropoda; Insecta; Diptera; Drosophilidae.
AAGCUGUACGUUUUUGCAAAUAAGGAACAAACUGCAAAUAAUUUACUAAAGAACAAAACGGAAAAACUGUAAUUAAGGAAAAUGAAAUUCCUAAUUGUGAUGCUGGUUCUCAUUUCCCAUGGCGAGGGCUGGACGCCCUCGAAAAAGACUGGACUCUGUACGCGGACUUCGUUCUGCGGACGUGGGAUUGGAGAUGACAUCGUCACCAAGAUCGACGAGGAUAACUGGAUGCAGUUGCUCGAAGCCGAGUGGCUGUUCCUGCUCUGCCCGGAAACCCAGACGGACUGUCAGGACCUGAACCUGAACCUCUACAGGCUGGUUACCGGUUCGGAACCCUGUCUAUAUGUGGGAGUGGCCUUUGCCGAUCUCUCCAUGCCGUCGACGCUGCGCCGCCGCUUUUCGGCCUUCGACAGGGAAACCCUAUACCUGUACCAUGUCAUCGAUGGGCACUUCCGUCGGCUGAGCUCCGCCCAGGACCACGUGUCCUUGCAAAAUCUCCUCAGCGAGGAGGCAUGGGAGGAGAUUCGCCCAGUGCCGUUCUGGAAGCAUCCCACAUCCACUCGGAUCUGCCUCUCGGUACUCGCCUAUAGGCUUGCCACGGGUUACAGUGGCCAGUGUUAUAGGGUUGUCACCUACACCAUUGCCUUUCUGAUUGCCGGCAUUCUGACCUAUAGCGGGUAUGCCAUUUACAUCCUAUGGUGUUCGAUCACCGGCAGGUAUAACUCCAACAAGAAGCCUGGUCAUCCGGUACGUGGAGAACAUGAGUAG